This is a messenger RNA of Pseudophryne corroboree (corroboree frog), 2544 nucleotides long. RefSeq names its product mamu class II histocompatibility antigen, DR alpha chain-like. Gene Ontology annotation, cellular component: membrane; MHC class II protein complex. The record is from RefSeq and is a predicted model, not a curated record. The transcript has 5 exons. Bases 40 to 795 code for a protein of 251 amino acids. Gene Ontology annotation, biological process: antigen processing and presentation; immune response. Lineage: Eukaryota; Metazoa; Chordata; Amphibia; Anura; Myobatrachidae.
AGAUUUGUGGAUAGGUUGUUUCUCUGUUUUCUAUGAACGAUGCCUCACAGACAGCUCCUCCACCUGGGCUUCUUAGCCCUGAUACCUGUGUUCUUCCUGAGCACCAGUAAGGCUGUGAAAGUGGACAAUGUGCUGACUGAAUCAGACACCUACCAGACACUGGAGCCAACUGGGGAGGUCAUGUUUGAGAUGGACGGAGAUGAGAUAUUUCAUGUGGAUUUGGCAGCGAAGCGGACAGAAUGGAGACUCCCGCAGUUUGGGAAAGUAGCUAGUUUUGAGGCAGCUCUGGCACUGCAGAUUAUGGCUGUGAUGAAACAUAAUAUUGAAGUAGUAAAAGAAUGGGCAAACAACACAAAAGCAACAUAUGUUGCCCCGGAUUUACAUGUAUUCACAAAGGAGCCUGUGGUUCUCGGUGAACCUUGUAUGUUGAUCUGUCUGGCUACCAAGUUCUUUCCCCCGGUUAUCAAGAUGAGUUGGCUGAAGAAUAAUCAGCCUGUGACGUUGGGGGUGACAGAGACAGACUUCUACCCCGCACCAGAUGGUUCCUUCAGUAAAUUCCUGUACUUAGCGGAGAUCCCGAAACAGGGGGAUGUGUAUACGUGUUCUGUGGAGCACGGCGGACUGCCGAUCAACCCCACCAACAAGUUCUGGAGUCCUGAGGUCCCCCGUCAUGUUUCUGAGACGUCUGCGAAUGUUGUGUGUGGCCUUGGCCUGGUUUUCGGAAUCUGUGGGAUCAUUGCUGGAAUUGUGCUGAUCUGUAAAGCGAGGAACAUGAAUCAAGGAAGAGGUCACUGACUGUGCAGGGUUUGACCAUCGUUGACGCUUCAAAACUGCAUUUUCUAUUAUGCAAGAAUAAUCGCAAUCUGGCUAAGCAAGCCGAGCUUCAUUGUGUGCGAUCAGAUUAUUAACUACAUCUAGCUAGCAACAAUAAAACAUUGCUCCUCGCUGACUCCCUGGUGUGACAAUACCCUGACUCCAUGGCUUUUUUUAUUGUAUUUUAUAUGGUCACCGUCAGAAAGCUGCUGUGUUAUAGUCCUUUGUCUUGAAAAUACAGAUUCUGUAGUAAAAUCCUCCCUACAAACCUCUCCUGCUGACGUCAGGAUACUGAGGUUUUCUGUAUUUCGGCAUGGUAUUCUGGCGGAUGUCGGGAUUCUGGCGCCGAUAUUUCAACUGCCAGGAUCUCGACAGCCGGAAUAUUGAACGUAUCCCAUUUCAGUCUAUCCGAUACAGGAUAGCUUUUUCUUACUGAUGGCUCCACAGUUAUUCCAUUUUCCACAGUUAUUUCCCGAUGUCUUCCAAAAAUGAUUAAUCAUUUAACUAAUUGAGACACAAAUCUCACAGAUAAUGUAAGUGAUUAUGUAAAUCCAACUGAAAACAAGAGAGUAUCUCUGGCACUGAGAUGGGGACUUUAUAGAUCAAAACUUCAAUUUGGCCCUUCGACUAUGUAAAACUAGUCCUUUACGCUUUACAGAUGGGUCCACAUUUAUCUUGACCUUUAAUAGGAUUAACUGAGACUGGCCAGUCGGACUUAAUCUGCCUAGGCGCAGAAAACUAGUCAAGAUAACCGUGGACCCAUCUGUAAAUGGUAGACAAGCAAUCCAGGACUGUUAGAGGUAGUGUCACUCAGUGCUUAAGAUAUAAGUGGUCAAACCCCCUCUUACCCAAACAUGAACUCUGGGCUGCAACUGACAAAUAAAUAAAUAAAUGAUUUUAUUAACUAGAUUAAUGGCAAUAUAAUACAAUCUACUAUUUUCAUGGAUAGAAAAGAAAAUGAAUAAUACAAUUGUUUACACCACGGUAGACAACAAUGGUUAGAAGAAUCAUUUCAAAAAUACAAAUCAUUUAAAAUAAUUUAAAAACACAUUAUCACUUGGUCACUUCCUCAAUGGCAGUGUUGAAUGAAUGAAUAAAUGAAUGAAUGAAUUAAUGAAUGAUUCAUUCAACACUGUGUUGCAGUUUUAAGUGAAAAUUACAUUUUUCUUUUAUGCUUUAUUUUUAUGCCUGAUUUUUAGCCUGAUACUGUGUAUUUGAAUUAAAUUAUUUGUAACUUACAUACUGACACUACUAACAGUCAAAGGAAAAAAAAUCCACCCCUGUUUUAGCCUCCUGCAGCCCAGAUUUCAUGUUUUGGUAAGAGAAGGUUUGACCUCUAAUAUCGUAACGUACUGACACUACCUUUAACAGUCCUAUAUUGCUUGGCUCCUGUUUAUGGAGAGUCAUUUUACAUAGCAGAAGUGUCACAUUGAAGAUCUGACCUAUAAAGUCCCAUUCUCAGCGCUGAAGAUACUCAUCUUGUUUUUAAUUUUCCUUUGGGUUAAGUUGGGAAACCCACUCAUUCUCCUUAGGUGACAGAUUGGACGCACAUUGGUGCCACCCCUUAUUCAUGUUUAUAUAGGUACAGUCACAUUAAAUAUGUAUCUAUUUCUCCAAGAGGCUUUGUAAAUGUUGCAGUCUGUCAGGUCUAUAAGGUUUAAUAUACUUUGUCACUGUAAUGAGAUUAUGACUGUUUAAGAUGCUUUACUAAAUAAAAGUUUUUUUCUGCCA